AUGUUAGCUUUUCUUCUGGGGACGUUAUUCGGUGCCGUUCUCGUCUUAUUCGUCAUCUUUGUGCUGGUCGUUGAUCCAUGGGGUCCAAAAUCACCACCACCACCAUUUAUCGACCAGUAUCGACCGAUAGAGAUCCCAAAAGAGCUUCGUGAUUUCCUCAAAACUGGUGAUGACGGGCAGGGUAUAUCACGAUGGGAAUCAUCGCAUUCUCUCUCCCUGCUACUACACAUGUUUUUUCAAGAGCACAAAGACACACGGCAGCUUCGAAGAUGGUUCCACAAACGUCUGCAAAUCGAACUCAACGACAUUAGCACUCGUUCAGCAGCUGGUCGUCUCAUACAAGAGAUCCGUAUACGAGAUCUGUCGCUUGGCACAAAAUCUCCACGAAUCAGUGCAGUACGUGUAGAAAAUGUUGAGAUGUCAGAAGACAAAAACAUUUUUGAGAAGAUUACACUGUUGAUCGACAUGGACUAUACCGGCGGAUUCGAAACAUCAAUUGACGUCACUACUGUCUUCGGAAAGAAAGCGAAUUUAUCCAUCAAACUGACAAAAUUGGCUGGGUUGGUUCGAUUCAUGUUGUCAAGAAAACCCUACAACCACUGGACUUUCUCGUUUGUCUCAACGCCAGAACUUGCCACUGAUGUUAGCUCCCAAAUCCAAGGACACCAACUCAAACGACUCAUCCCACUAAUCAAAGAAUCCAUACGAAGAGCAUUGCAACGGAAACACGUCUGGCCGAAUUACAAGAUACGAUAUCGACCUCUUUUCCCUAAUCCAUUCCUGCAGCCUUCACCUCCUCAUAGCUCCUUCACCCACGUCAAAAUAGAGGGAGGCCUCGAAGUGACAGUUCUUCAGGGAACAAGGCUGAGAACGAGUCUUGUUGACAAAGACCUAAGUAACUACGUAGUUUACUGCACUGUCACGUUAGAUAGCCGUCCCUUCCUUCAAAAUUCGACAGAUAUUGCACAUUCAUUGAGUGUACUGCUUACAUUCUCACGUCAUGAUAUGACAACUCCCAUUGGAAUUGUAUUUGAGAAGACAGCAGUGAAUGCACAAGGUAUUCGUCCAGUGAGGGUAGGUAUUGUCGAAGAGGGAAGCAUAGCCGAUAAGGCCGCUUUCAAACCAGGUGACACUCUAGUUGCCAUUAAUAACGUACCAAUCCGAAGCGAACGCCAAGUGAUUCGAUUCCUACAACAAACGAUUGGAGAUCUGCUAGUGCUAGUGGACCGCAGUCUGGGUGAUAUUGACGAUGACGUUUUGAAAGACGCAGAUGUGCUUGUGAGUACGACAAAUGGCCACGCAGAUAAUGCGUUCGAAUGUCUUGGAGAUGUACCAUCACCGCACCCAGCAGUCCCCGAUCAAAGAAGUGUGUCACCCUCAUCUGACUCUCAUCGCCGGCAUAGUUUAUCGAAUGCCAUUUCUGCUCCAUCUGUUAGGAACCAGUUAUUCGGGUAUAAAAGUCAACAAAGUAGGGGACUGCGCGCAAGGACAGCUUCCAUGGACAUUGACUCUCGGAUCAAAGCAUACCGUUUUGUCGGUUAUGCUGCUGUUACCUUCUCUGCCAUUGCUGUUCUGUCGGUCUGCAUCACUCUUCCGCUGGUUUACAACUACGUGAGACACAUACGACGCUUCACUCACCACGAAUUACUGCGGUGCAAAGCUUCCGCCAAAGAUGUUUGGACAGAUCUUUCCAAACUGCCAGAAGCAAACAGAACAAUAAGAUCACCUGUGAGACGCCAGUACGAUUUCGGCAUUUCCGAAGGUUCUUGUCAAGGAUGCUGCUUACCUGGUCCACCAGGUCCUCCAGGUGUUUCAGGAAGACCUGGUAAGCCUGGCAAAGAUGGAAGACCAGGUGCUCCUGGGAACCCAGGCCGUCCACCGCAGCAGCCCUGUGAGCCUAUCACUCUUCCACCGUGCCGCCCAUGCCCACCUGGGCCACCCGGCCCUCCAGGCCAAAUCGGUCCUGCUGGAAUUCCAGGACCUAUUGGGCCACCUGGUCCUCCAGGACCUACAGGACCUAUUGGUCCUCAAGGAAUGAAAGGCUCUCCUGGAAUGCCAGGUAAAUUAGGUACAAUGGGGGAGCAGGGAUCACCUGGUGAACCAGGUCCUAGCAGCGAACCACAGCCUGGACCUCCUGGACAACCUGGGCCAAUUGGUCCUCCUGGCAGUCAGGGCGCACCUGGAAUGGCUGGAACAGAUGGACAUCCUGGCGAGCCGGGCGAGAAAGGACUUCCGGGUCCGCCUGGAAAUCCUGGGAUGGAUGGGCAGCCUGGAACUCCUGGACAACCUGGAAUGGAUGGAACCCCUGGUAUGCGUGGUGUUUGUCCGAAGUACUGUGCUAUCGACGGAGGAGUUUUCUUCGAGGAUGGCACACGUCUUUAA
Molecule: messenger RNA, 2382 nt
Organism: Necator americanus (New World hookworm)
Lineage: Eukaryota; Metazoa; Nematoda; Chromadorea; Rhabditida; Ancylostomatidae
Exons: 14
Coding region: 1-2382 (793 amino acids)
Biological process (GO): mitochondrial calcium ion homeostasis
Cellular component (GO): mitochondria-associated endoplasmic reticulum membrane contact site
Molecular function (GO): lipid binding; structural constituent of cuticle; protein binding
Source: RefSeq, a predicted model, not a curated record